This is a messenger RNA of Hydractinia symbiolongicarpus, 1130 nucleotides long. RefSeq names its product astacin-like metalloprotease toxin 5. The transcript is spliced from 5 exons. Lineage: Eukaryota; Metazoa; Cnidaria; Hydrozoa; Anthoathecata; Hydractiniidae. Gene Ontology annotation, molecular function: metalloendopeptidase activity; zinc ion binding. The record is from RefSeq and is a predicted model, not a curated record. Gene Ontology annotation, biological process: proteolysis. Bases 1 to 780 code for a protein of 259 amino acids.
AUGGAAUCUAAAAAGUUAACAUUUAAAUGGAUUUUAACGUUGUUACUUAUAUGGCAAUGCAAGGGAAAGCCUGCCAAAUCUUUUCCAAACCUGGAAGUAAAGUGGACAUCGAGAGGAGGUGAUGUUGAUAAAGUGGAGGCAAACACAUACGGGUUGCAGAAAGCACUGCGGUAUAAAUGGAAAAAUGGAGUUGUUCCCUUCGAACUUGAUGCUUCUGUUAAGAACAAAGUCUUGAAUAAAGUUGGCAUCACAGGACCUACUGAAAAAGCGAUACGCAGUGCUAUGCAAGCUUGGGAAACGAAAACAUGUAUAAAGUUUGUGGAAAGAACAAACGAGAAAGAUUAUAUUCAAUUUUUUGACGGGGGUUUUGCACGGUGUUACUCCCACGUUGGAAGGUUAGGGGUCGGAAAGCAGAGAAUUUCACUCGGAUUCGGUUGUUUCACAACUGGUACUGUCAUCCAUGAAAUCGGUCAUGCUUUGGGUCUACAUCAUGAACAAUCGAGACCAGAUAGAGACCAAUUUGUUGAAAUUCUUUGGGAUAACAUUCCAAAAAGUAAGCAUUUUGCAUUCAAGAAGUAUUCUCACAGCAAAAUUGACAGCCUUGGAAGUCCUUAUGAUUACGGCUCCAUCAUGCACUACGAGUGGAAUGCGUUCUCAAAGAUUCCAUUGGUUCAAAGAACAAUACGUUCGAAGCAAAAGGGAAAAAGUUUAGGUCAACGUUCGCAUAUUAGCGUGCAAGAUGCAUGGCAAAUAAAUAAAUAUUAUAAUUGUAAAAUAUAAUAAAUCCAACAUUUUUGUUUUCUGUGUUCCUAGAAAAAAACAAAAAAGAGUAAAGGUAGACGUAGCAGUUAUCACAGGGUGGGGGCAAUCUUGUUAUCAGGGAGGUCAUCUUUAGACGGUUUCAUUCUAAUGCAAAAAGCCUAACAUGUCCAAGGGACUCGAUUGGAAUUUAAAAGGAACAAAAAUACAUAUAAAGUCUUUUGAAGCAUCCCAAGACGAUAUAAAUGUAUCAAGCAGAAUUUUAUAUUUCUUUUGAUUGUUCAAAAUAGAUGUCUAUCAAAACAACCCAUUACGUCGAGUCCGGCCGGAGGUUCCGCUUACAAACUAUUUUAAAAACAUAGUACUUAUGU